GUCACGGUAACUUGGGCAAGACCCCGACGGGACCGGCGCGCGGGGCUGAACUGGAGCUCCGCGGCUAUGCCUGGUGCCCCUGUCCCUGACAAUCGUUUGUCCUGCGCCGGGGCCCGGCACCCGACGGCCGAGCGUUGAGAUGACUUUCCGCGAUCUACUGAGCGUCAGUUUCGAGGGACCCUGCCGGGACAGCGGCGCCGCGGGCUCCAGCACGGGCAGCGGCGGGGGUGGCGCGGGCGGCGCGGCCGCCUCGGAGGGCCCGGCGGUGGGUGGCGUGCCAGGGGCCGCGGGCGGCGGCGGCGGCGGCGUGGUGGGCGCCGGCAGUGGCGAGGACAACCGGAGCUCCACCGGGGAGCCGGGGGCCGCGGGAGCGGGCGGCGAGGUGAACGGCACGGCGGCCGUCGGGGGGUUAGUGGUGAGCGCGCAGAGCGUAGGCGUGGGAGUCUUCCUGGCAGCCUUCAUCCUUAUGGCGGUGGCCGGCAACCUGCUUGUCAUCCUCUCUGUGGCCUGCAACCGCCACCUGCAGACGGUCACCAACUAUUUCAUUGUAAACCUGGCCGUGGCCGACCUGCUGCUAAGCACCACGGUGCUGCCCUUCUCGGCCACCAUGGAGGUUCUGGGCUUCUGGGCCUUCGGCCGGGCCUUCUGCGACGUGUGGGCAGCCGUGGACGUUCUGUGCUGCACCGCCUCCAUCCUCAGCCUCUGCACCAUCUCCGUGGACCGGUACGUGGGCGUGCGCCACUCACUCAAGUACCCCUCCAUCAUGACAGAGCGCAAGGCAGCUGCCAUCCUGGCGCUGCUCUGGGUCGUCGCCCUCGUGGUGUCCGUGGGGCCGCUGCUGGGCUGGAAGGAGCCGGUGCCCCCUGAUGAGCGCUUCUGCAGCAUCACCGAGGAGGCAGGCUACGCCGUCUUCUCCUCCGUGUGCUCCUUCUACCUGCCCAUGGCCAUCAUUGUGGUCAUGUACUGCCGCGUGUACGUGGUAGCGCGCAGCACCACGCGCAGCCUCGAAGCGGGCGUCAAGCGUGAGCGGGGCAAGGCCUCCGAGGUGGUGCUGCGCAUCCACUGUCGCGGUGCCACUUCGGGCGCAGAUGGGGCGCACGGGGGGUUGCGCAGCGCCAAGGGCCACACCUUCCGCAGUUCCCUGUCCGUGCGCCUUCUCAAGUUCUCCCGCGAGAAGAAGGCGGCCAAGACUUUGGCUAUCGUCGUGGGCGUCUUCGUGCUCUGCUGGUUCCCCUUCUUCUUUGUCCUGCCACUCGGCUCCCUGUUCCCGCAGCUGAAGCCCUCGGAGGGUGUCUUCAAGGUGAUCUUCUGGCUCGGCUACUUCAACAGCUGCGUGAACCCGCUCAUCUACCCCUGCUCCAGCCGCGAGUUCAAGCGUGCCUUCCUCCGCCUGCUGCGCUGCCAGUGCAGGCGUCGCCGGCGCCGCCGCCCCCUCUGGCGCGUCUAUGGCCACCACUGGCGGGCCUCGACUGGCGGCCCUCGCCUCGACUGCGCCCCCGGCCCGGGCGCCGCGCCCCCCGGUGCCCCGCUGGUCCUCACCGCGCCCUCCGCCCCAGGCUCCCCAGGCACAGCCGAGUCGCAAGCUCCGGUCGCCGGCCGCCGAAAGCCACCUUGCGCCUUUCGCGAGUGGAGGCUGCUGGGGCCGUUCCGGAGACCCACCACCCAGCUGCGUGCCAAGGUCUCCAGCCUGUCGCACAAGAUCCGCGCCGGGAGCGCGCAGCGCGCGGAAGCCGCGUGCGCCCUGCGCUCGGAGGUGGAGGCUGUGUCCCUAGGCGUCCCCCACGAAGUGGUCGAGGGCGCCACCUGCCAGGCCUACGAGCUGGCGGACUAUGGCAACCUCCGGGAGACUGAUAUUUAAGGACCCCGGAGCUAGGCCGGCGUGUGGCUGGAGGAGGGGUAUACAAUGGGAUGCUGGUGAGGACGUGGAAGGAUGGCUGGCUUUGUUCAAGAGGCCGGUGCGGAUCAGGAACUCCAAACUGAUUAGGACAACUGCUCUCUGGCAGCCCCGAGGAACUGAAGCGGGAAUGGCGCCCUGAAAGGGUGGAAAGUUCUGGGCCCCCUCUUGGACACAGAUGCCGGGAGCUCCUCCUUUCUGAGGGAGAGGCUGCAGACUCCGUGGGGCCAUUUGCUCACAAUCCCUGUUUGAGAAACACUGCCCCAUCCUUUCCCUGAACCCUGGGUAGACAGCCCCAAGUACGGCCAAGGCAGGCCUGCCCCUCCUCUCGGAGAGGAAGGGGCAUAGAGGCACUGCAUGGCUGCCUCCCUAGCAAAAAGCCACUGGGACUAAGGCUUCGCAAUGAACAUAAUUGCUCCUUACUGCCAACUGGAGGAACCCAGAGGGCCUGCCACAGCCACCCAUAAGCUUUGGUGGCAGAUGGGAUGACCCUCCUACAAGCCUGUUGUAUUUAUCCUUGGCCCACUCCCCAGUACAGAUGGUUCUCCAUGCACACCGCAUCACCUGGCCCUGCCUUCAUUACGUCCCCCAGGGGCCUUACUGUUUACACUCUGUACAUAGCUCAUUGUGCCUGUGCCUGUCACCUCUUGCUGGGAUCCAGAGCCAUCAAAUGGGGAGAGCUUUAUUUGUCAUUUUGAGACAUAUUUAUUGGUAAGAGUACUUCUAUUUUGUCCAAACUGUGCAAACUGUCCCUCUUUAGCUUAUAACCCAUAAAGAACUACUUCUUUGUUUUCUAAAAUCCUUCAAGUCCUAAAGGCCCACAACAGGAUAGAUUGGGUAUGCGUUCACCAUUCUAGUUUCAACGUAACUAUCUUUUUAACUGAUGGCUGCUAUCCUUUGGGAUUUUCAGCAUGACCAAAGGACUUGGGGGAGGGAGGGUUGUUGGCUUUUAAAAUUCACAUGAUUAGUCUUGGGAACCAAAGAGGAAUCAUAAGCACAAAUUUUCACUUUGUCAGUCUCCCCAGAUGUAUCUGUAAUUGCUCUGAGGGCCUCAAUGAGGAAGGCAGCCAUCAGUUAAGUGGCUGAAACAUGACAAGGAAAACUAUACAAGCCUGAGUAGACAGAUGUACAUGGUGAGGGAGAGAAUACCUACCUAGGAACCAUGUUUGUUAGCUUUGAGUAAAAUGACCGACACUUCAUAGUCCCAGGAGAUUACAGGUAGGUCAGUCUUCAGCUGUAUAGUAUCAAUCACCUACAUCCAACCAGCGUGAGUGUGGUAACUGUGGCCCAGAAGCAGGCCCCUCAGAAGCAGGGCUUAUUAGACAAAACUGUGAGGUGUUUGGAGUGGGGGUGUUCCAAAACCGGAAGGUCCAGCUGCGGGAGCCAACGUGGGCCAGUGUUUCGAGCCACAAUUUUCAUCCUGUACUGGGAGUCUGUUUAAAAGGUCACUGCAAUUUCAGACCCCUCAUCCCAAUUUUGCAGGGUAAAAAGGCAGCCCAUGUCGGGGCUCGGGAACUGCCACUUCACAUGUGAGUCUUUGACAGGUCCUGGACUUCUGGCCUGGCAUCCCCCCAGGGAACAGGAAGGGCAGUUUAAGGCAGGUGUGGGAACAUGUUGCACACCCCAAAGAGGGCCCCACUUUGCAGCACAUUGUCCACCCUAAAGCUGGGGACACUAGGGGACAGCCCCUGUGGUCUUCUCACAGAAGUGGGGGCUGUCGGUCAAAUCGGAUUAGUGAGGGGGGCAGACGCCCAUGUCAGAGGAUUAAACAUUGGGUUCCUGAGAAGGGGUUCAACAGCAGGGGAGGGUCCCUGAGCAGGGUGAAUGUUGGUUCCCACAUGCCAGGACAGUUGAACCCACAGGAGGUCAACAAUAGGGGCAAGGGAGCAAGGGAGUCUUCAUCAGGAGGAUUUUAGGGGGGCCUCCCUGCCCUGUAUAACAGCAGGUGUGGAGGCAGGCAGUGCUGGCAGCUUGCCCAAUACUUUCUCUAGGCGCAGUGAUCAGUCAUUAAAACAUGUCUGCUGUUCAAGCCUCAGUCCCUGUCUCCUGGCACAGGGGCCCUCUGCACACAGCUGCCUCCUCCUGUACCCCCCAUACCAGGUACAGAGCCUUCAGGAGAUGGAGGAGGGCUGCAGAGUCCCCAGAGAGGCCAUGCCAUGGCCAGGGCAUCCAGGGACCUGGUUCUAAUCAUCAAUAAAGCACUGAGCUGCUGACCUUGGUCUCAGGACAUGCCAAGAAGUCAUACAGUGGCUAAGAGGAAUGGAAGGAGGAGUAGCAGCCCUUCUGGGCUUGCAAGUGAUUUGGGGGAAUUUGGAAGAAGUGCAUUCACUGCUUCAUUUCCUGGGUCCUCGGGUUUCCCAGCCCCCCAGCCUGGCCUACGGAUCUCAUUAAAGACUGUCCCUGAAGUGCAUAUAAAAAUGGGGCUGUCGUCUCUAGAAAGCAUCUAUGAAAUGGCAAGGUGACUGGGGGAAUGGGGAAGAAAGACUCUCCCAGCACCCAUCACAAUGGGAGUAGGAGGAGUUCCUUUGCACAAUCCUCAAGAAAUGGGGUGAGGCCUAAAGGAGUUUGUCAGUAGGAAGAGGAUGGUCCUGUGAGAUGUGACAGGGACAAAAGCAAGCCUCCAAAUUCAUUGGCAUUUGCCCAAUUGCCACCCCGCCCCACGCCCCAUCCUUAGAAAGCCUCAUUCCUGCUUCCUACCCAAAACCUCCGGCUCUAGUCCACCCUCCCUCUCAAGCCGAGCUCUUGCCACCCAUCUUGCCUUGCUUCCCACACUCUUUUCGGGACCUCUGUCCCCAGCAUCCCACAGGGCUGGUUUUGCAAGUCACCUGGGACAUUACAUUUCCCCGAUCUCCUCCCCUCUGUCUCUGCCGCAGUCCACACUGGUGGCCACUCCUGCUUCCUGAAAUGUUCCUCUCCCUGCCCGAGCCACGCCCCUGGGAUCUCUUCUGGUCCCCUGACCACACAUUCUCUCUCCGACUCCUGCGCAAGCGCCUCUCUCUGUCCUUAAAUGUCCCCCAGGGUUUUCUUUUUCCUUUUCUCAACUCUCCACACAAUCUCAUCCACUCCAAAUCAUCUCAGUCUCGUACAUAAAUGGCUCCCAAGUGUCUGUCUAGCUCCAAAUGUGUGUUCAUUAUCCCCUUGGGUGACCCCCAGCACUGUAAAUACAAGCCCAAUCACUUGCAAAGCCCUCUCCUCUACUUCAUGUGGAAAUGACAAGGUCACUGAUGCUGAGGCUUCAGGCUCCCUGAGGCCCUGAGCUGCCCAUCCUCUCCAUACUCCACCAUCUUCCCAAGACCCCCUUCCUAGAUCCCCUGCCCAGACCCAAGC
Messenger RNA from Rhinolophus ferrumequinum (greater horseshoe bat), 5221 nucleotides. It is a transcript of the gene ADRA1D, whose product is annotated as adrenoceptor alpha 1D. Gene Ontology annotation, cellular component: membrane. The record is from RefSeq and is a predicted model, not a curated record. Gene Ontology annotation, biological process: cell-cell signaling; phospholipase C-activating G protein-coupled receptor signaling pathway; adenylate cyclase-activating adrenergic receptor signaling pathway. Lineage: Eukaryota; Metazoa; Chordata; Mammalia; Chiroptera; Rhinolophidae. Gene Ontology annotation, molecular function: alpha1-adrenergic receptor activity. The transcript has 2 exons. The coding region runs from base 140 to 1858 and encodes 572 amino acids.